AUGGCAUCUUCCUCCCACAACUCCCGCUCGUCUGGCUCGUCGGUCUCCUCCAAUGGCUCUUCAUAUCAGCUGAUACUGGACCACAUCCUUAGCUAUCCCGGCAGCUAUGAGAUCCCACUCCGGACAAUGUACACACUCAAUAGUCAACCACGCGGCCAACCACAACCAGGCACACCGACAUCGAGCACUAGCAGCUCACCGAGCAUUCCUCAAGCCAACUUCGACCAAACUCAGACAUCUCAGACCUUUACUCAGAAUCUCGUCUCGCAGCUCCAGAAUUUGCCGAGCCAGCACGCUGCAAUGCCUCCUAGCUUCAUUACACAUUUUGUCCAGCGAUGCUUUCCUCCGGAGCUGACCCAUGUCGACUUUCCCCAAGCGCUGACUGGACUCGACUACCUCAAGGAUCUCGAAACACGGAGACGGCGUGAGGUCGCGGCAGCAAUGGAUCGGCUUGAGAUUGCUCGGGAUGCGCUAGCUCAAGACUCGGACCUUGCGAAGCGGUAUCCCGGUGUGGUGCAGUGGGUGCAAUCGAUCGAAGACAAGGAGCGCAAGAUCGAUGUGCUGUACACGCAAGUGUACGUUGGCCUGCGUCGAUGGAUCCUGAUCAACGAACUAUCACUUCCCCCUUUCAACAAGCACAAUUGCGUGGCAAUGCUCAAUACGCUCUAUCCUCCAAUGGGCAUGCCAGCACAACCAACCACAAAGCUUACUCCUGCUGUCCUGAAAACCCAACGUGAGGGCUUCUUCAAGUACGUCCAAGCCGUUGAGAAGAGCGGUCCUCACAUACUCAAGAAUCUCAUGGCUCAAGGCAAGGACGAGCAGCACGGAGACAAGUACGGCUGGGCAGCCGUCGUCAGGACUCUCAGCAUGUACCUCCAGCUGGCCAACAGCAUCAUCAACGACUGUGUGGCCAUUGUUGAUAUCCAGGAUGUGUCGCCACAGCAGAAAUGCGAGCCGAAUCAAUCACGGCACACCCGCAAAGCCGACUCUGGGAUCAGCUUCACAAGCUUCAAGGAUGAAUGUCGACCUUCAACACGAGGCUCCAACAGCGACAUGCCCGUGUCACCUACAGAAUCGACACGACCAAAGACACCAAGCGGCGUCCGAUCAGGCACUGCUCUUGAGAAGCUGGCUCGCGGUCUUAAAGGCAUUGGUCGAAGCAGGACCGACGUGACAGAAAUGAUCCGCGAUGAGUCCGCUCCAGCUCUGGCAGCAGUCGAAAGACCAAAGAUGCUUCGAAAGAUGCGCAGCUUGGGCUCAUUAGGCGACCGCAAAGGCAGCCUGACUUCUCUCACUGGUCAAGGCUCAGCCGCACCAGUAUUCGAAGAGACUCUGGAAAUGCGAAAGCUCCGCCUAAAGAGCGAAGCAGUCUUUGACAAGCGAUCAAGCAACGAUGUGUGA
Messenger RNA from Fulvia fulva, 1401 nucleotides. RefSeq lists its product as uncharacterized. NCBI's taxonomy places the organism in Eukaryota, Fungi, Ascomycota, Dothideomycetes, Mycosphaerellales, Mycosphaerellaceae. The transcript has a single exon. The record is from RefSeq and is a predicted model, not a curated record. Bases 1 to 1401 code for a protein of 466 amino acids.